Patiria miniata (bat star) is the source of this 894-nucleotide messenger RNA. RefSeq names its product gastrula zinc finger protein XlCGF7.1-like. The transcript is spliced from 3 exons. Bases 1 to 894 code for a protein of 297 amino acids. The record is from RefSeq and is a predicted model, not a curated record. Lineage: Eukaryota; Metazoa; Echinodermata; Asteroidea; Valvatida; Asterinidae.
AUGUACAUCAAUAAGAAACCAUUUGUUUGUAAGACCUGUGGUAAAGCCUUUUCUGUCAAAGGUAGUCUACAGACCUGUGGUAAAGCCUUUUCUGUCAAAGGUUAUCUACAGCGACAUAAAAGGGUGCAUUCUGGAGAAAAAACAUUUGUUUGUGAAAUCUGUAGUAAAGCCUUUUUUGUCAAAGGUGAUCUAGAAAAACAUGAAAGAAUACACACCGGUGAAAAACCAUUUGUUUGUAAGACCUGUGGUAAAGCCUUCUCUGACAUAGGUAAUCUACGUAGACAUACAAAGUUACACACCGGUGUUAAACCAUAUGUUUGUGAGACCUGCGGUAAAGCCUUUGCUGCCAAAUGUCAUCUACAGGGACAUGAAAGGGUGCACACUGGGGAAAAACCAUUUGUUUGUGAGACCUGUGGUAAAGCCUUUUCUGUCAAAGGAAAUCUACAGAUACAUAAAAGGGUGCAUACUGGAGAAAGACCAUUUGUCUGUGAAAUCUGUGGUAAAGCCUGUUCUGGCAAGGGUGAUCUCACUAGACAUGAAAGAGUGCACACCGGUGAAAAACCAUUUGUUUGCGAGACCUGUGGUAAAGCCUUUCGUAAGAAAUAUCAUCUAAAAAUGCAUGAAAGAAUACACAGCGGUGAGAAACCAUUUGUUUGUGAGACCUGUGGUAAAGCCUUUUCUGUUAAAAGUAGUCUAAGUGGACAUGAAAAAAUACACAGCGGUGUUAAACCAUAUGUUUGUGAGACCUGCGGUAAAGCCUUUUCUACCAAAUGUCAUCUACAGGGACAUGAAAGGGUGCACACCGGUGAAAAACCAUUUGCUUCCACCUACAAAUAUGGUGACUUAGCUGAUGUAGCAGGUCUGCUAGAUAUAUCUAGGUUAGAUGUUGACUGA